CCUCCAAAACACCAAAAACCAAGAAGAAAACCAUACCCUCUUCUCAUUUUCUCUUUCAUCUUCUUCUUGACCUGAUCAAAAAAAAGAAAAGAGAAUGGAUUUGGUGAAUUCAGUGCUGAACUUUGUGGUACCACCAGCAAGUUUGGUGAUGCUGGCGUUUGCAUGGCCAGCUUUGACUUUCAUAAACACGUGUGAAUGGUUCUACAACUCUUUCUUUGGUGAAAAUAUGGAGGACAAGGUUGUCAUCAUCACCGGAGCUUCUUCUGGGAUUGGAGAGCAAAUAGCAUAUGAAUAUGCAAAGAGGAAAGCCCAUCUAGUUCUGGUUGCGCGACGAGAAAACAGACUCUGGGGAAUCAGUGAGAAUGCCAGGGGACUAGGUGCAAAAAGUGUCCUCAUAACAGCUGCAGAUGUUGUUAAAGAAGCUGAUUGUAGGAGAUUUAUCACUGAGACUGUAAAUCUAUACGGGCGUGUGGAUCAUCUUGUAAAUACGGCAAGUUUGGGUCAUACUUUCUACCUGGAAGAAGCCACGGAUACAAAUGUCUUCCCCAUUUUGAUGGAUAUCAACUUUUGGGGAAAUGUAUAUCCUACCUAUGUAGCUCUACCUUACCUGCGGCAAAACAAGGGCCGAGUCAUAGUGAAUGCUUCAGUAGAGAGUUGGUUACCCUUGCCAAGGAUGAGCCUAUAUUCUGCAGCAAAAGCAGCACUUGUAAAUUUUUAUGAGACGUUGAGAUUCGAGGUGAACGGUGACGUAGGGGUCACAAUAGCAACACACGGAUGGAUUGGGACUGAAAUGACCGGGGGAAGAUUCAUGCUAGAGGAAGGUGCUGAGAUGCAGUGGAAGGAAGAAAGAGAAGUUCAUGCAUCGGGGAGUUCAGUGGAGGACUUCGCAAAGUUGAUUGUGUCGGGGGCAUGCAGAGGAGAUCCAUAUGUGAAAUAUCCGAGUUGGCACGACAUUUUCCUUCUCUAUAGAGUAUUCACACCAAAUGUUCUUCAGUGGACAUUUCGGAUGUUGCUUGCAGACCAAGGUGCACGGAGGACUUCCUUCAUUGGCACGGGAAGGCCUCUUCUUGAAUCAACCUCUCCUCGGAGACAGCCUCUUCCCGAGUCAACUUCUCCUCGGAGACAGCCUCUUGCCGAGUCAUCCUCUCCACGGCGACAGCCUCUUCUCGAGCCAACCUCUUCUCCUCGGAGACGAGUGGGACCUGUUCCAGUUCAGCAGCAGAUGGAAUAAAAGGAAGUAGAUUGAGUCAUACUUUAAUUUUACGGUGAUUGUGUUUGGGGUGUUUUUUAGUCAAGAUUCUGUGGAUAUCAUUGUAAGAGUUCACAAGAUACAAUCAAUAGUUGGCUCAACAAACGAAUGUACUUGGCUUGUUUAAGAAUGUUUGUAUUUGGUUUAGAAACACUUUCGAUAAGAAGUUUCCUUAAGUUCCUUCAGGAUGUUAUGUCAA
This is a messenger RNA of Nicotiana tabacum (common tobacco), 1448 nucleotides long. RefSeq names its product 11-beta-hydroxysteroid dehydrogenase B-like. Gene Ontology annotation, molecular function: oxidoreductase activity. Gene Ontology annotation, cellular component: cytosol. Lineage: Eukaryota; Viridiplantae; Streptophyta; Magnoliopsida; Solanales; Solanaceae. The record is from RefSeq and is a predicted model, not a curated record.